AUGAUUAGUCUUGUCAUGGAAUUUAGAUCUGUUAAGGAACAAGUAGGAGGUAAUGUUCCAGAGAUACAUUGUUCCAGACAAAGAAGUCGAGCAGCUUGGCAGAUUAUAGAAGAUUAUUUGACGCCGUUUGUGGAACGUGAAAGAUAUCAAAUUCCAAAGAAUUGUAGGCUUCAUCCUGAUAAUGAUUUAUACAGAGAUCAAGAACAGCACAAGAUUCACGUGGAUUUAUUCGAAUGGAAAUGUGGUUACUGCAAGAAAAGUUUCAGUGAAGAGAAAUUCCUUGACCAGCAUUUCAACACUAGACAUUAUAAUCUUCUCAAUACGACUGAUUCAAAGUGUUUAGCCGACUUGUGCGGUGCAUUGCAUUGCGAUUUCGUAUUGAGCUCCAAGAAAUCAAAGAGCAAGUGCAACCCUGCAGCUGUUGCCAGAAACCGUCAUCUCUGCGAGAGUGUUGCCAAUAGUUGUUUCCCAGUGAGUCAAGGUCCCUCAGCUAGCCGUCUUCAUGAACACUUCCUGCGCCAAUUCUGUGAUGCUCAUACCUGCACUGGAAGUAAUAAACCGUUUCCUAGAGGAGGCAAGUCUAUGCUAAUUCGUGCAGAAGAACUCGGGUGUCUUCUACCUUGCCAUAUCAAUACUGACCUUGAUGCUACUCCCGCUCUUUUAUCUGCUGGUCUUCUUACACCAAAGGUGAGCUUCAAACUGCUCAUGAGAGAGCAAGGGGUGUUCAAACCUGACAUUGGUUCACUGAAUCACAGAUCUUCCACAUUGCUUCUCCUUCUCAGAGCUUUUCUCAAACCAGAUACUUUAUGGAUUCCCAAAAUAGUGUUACUUUGGGGUUUUGAAGCCAGUUUCUAUGGAUAUCAGAUAUUCAGAUGGGUUUCCAAAGACAAAUGA
Molecule: messenger RNA, 894 nt
Organism: Arabis nemorensis
Lineage: Eukaryota; Viridiplantae; Streptophyta; Magnoliopsida; Brassicales; Brassicaceae
Source: the annotation of a GenBank genome assembly